Messenger RNA from Dujonia railenensis, 336 nucleotides. NCBI's taxonomy places the organism in Eukaryota, Fungi, Ascomycota, Pichiomycetes, Serinales, Debaryomycetaceae. The record is from the annotation of a GenBank genome assembly.
AUGUCUGAACAGUUAAUUAGGGAUUUCUUCGAUGCUAUCAACCAACGUGACUACUCUCGCAUUAAGACGUACAUAACUGAAGACUAUAUCUAUCAUUUGGACGAGGAUCACUCUUGGACUGGGUACCAAGCCACAAUUAUGGAGCAGCUUAAACCAUUUAUUGAAAAGGAUCAGUUGUUCUUCAAAAUCAUCAGAAUCGAAGAUGAAGGGGACACAUUUCUUGUUUGGUCUACUAAGGAAUCAGCCGAAGCUGGAGAUCAAUUGGAGCAAUACGCUGAGAAAUUUCUCAUUCAGAACGGCAAAAUAGCGGAGCAGUGGAUGUUAGGACGCAAAUAA